Tachyglossus aculeatus (Australian echidna) is the source of this 5294-nucleotide messenger RNA. It is a transcript of the gene ILDR2, whose product is annotated as immunoglobulin like domain containing receptor 2. The coding region runs from base 372 to 2315 and encodes 647 amino acids. The transcript has 10 exons. Lineage: Eukaryota; Metazoa; Chordata; Mammalia; Monotremata; Tachyglossidae. Gene Ontology annotation, biological process: pancreas development. Gene Ontology annotation, cellular component: membrane. The record is from RefSeq and is a predicted model, not a curated record.
CCUUGGCUUAUUGUCUGCAGUGAUGCAGCUCGCUCUAUCAACACGUUAGAACCCGUUCUGGCUGACCGGCUUGGGAGGCCAGCGCAGGCUGGGAUCAGGAAAGAUGGAUAUCGGUCCAACCAACCCCUCUCCUCUCCCCAGUUGGGUGAUCGCUCCCCCAGUUUGGCCUGGCUCAACGUCCCCCCAAGACAACAUCUGAACCGAGCCGACGGUGACCAAGAAGACCCUACCGUGCCCGCGGUCCAUCGAGACCUUCGACUCUUCGUCUUAUUUCAUUAUUUUUUUGUGUGUCACUUCAACCCCCCCCUCCACCACGACCACCAUACGCACACACUUUCCCCGGCUCUCUCCCGGAUGGGAAAUCGGGGAAGAUGGAUCAGAUCCUGCCAGGGUGGAUGUCUCUCCUCUGGUUAACAGCGGCGGUUCAGUGCCUUCAGGUCUCGGUGCCCGAGAAGAAGAAAGUGGCCAUGCUGUUCCAACCCGCCCAGCUCCGCUGCCGCUUCUCCACGUCCUCGCGCCAGCCCGCCGUCGUGCAGUGGAAGUUCAAAUCCUACUGCCAGGACCGCACGGGCGAAGCGCUGGGCAUGGCCAACGCCCGCGCCCAGGCCCUGAGCAAGAGGAACCUGGAGUGGGACCCCUUGGUGGACUGCGUGGACAGCAGGCGCACCGUCCGCGUCGUGGCCUCCAAGCAGGGCUCCGCCGUGACCGUCGGGGACUUCUACAAGGGCAGAGAGGUCACCAUCGUCCACGACGCGGAUCUUCAGAUCGGGAAGCUCAUGUGGGGAGACAGCGGGCUCUAUUACUGCAUCAUCAUCACACCCGACGACGUGGAGGGCAAGAAUGAGGAUGCGGUAGAACUCCUGGUGUUGGGCAGGACAGGGCUGCUUGCUGAUCUCUUGCCCAGUUUCGCUGUGGAUACUAUGUCAGAGUGGGUGUUCGUCGGCCUGGUCAUCCUGGGAGUUCUCCUCUUCUUCCUGCUGGUGGGCAUCUGCUGGUGCCAGUGCUGCCCACACAGUUGCUGCUGUUACGUCCGUUGUCCGUGUUGCCCGGAUUCCUGCUGCUGCCCGAGGGCUUUGUAUGAAGCGGGAAAAGCCGCCAAGGCCGGGUACCCUCCUGCCAUCUCCAGCGCCCCCGGUCCAUACUACAUCCCCUCCGUCCCCGUGGGCAGCGUCUCCUCUUCGGCCAUGCUGAUGGAUAAGCCCCACGCUCCACCCCUCGCCCCGAGCGACUCCAUUGGAGGAAGCCAGAAUGCCGUGCGAAAAGGCUACCGGAUCCAGGCCGACAAGGAGAGGGACUCCAUGAAGGUCCUGUACUACGUCGAGAAAGAACUGGCUCAGUUCGAUCCGGCCAGGAGGAUGCGAGAGAGAUACAACACCACCAUCUCUGAGCUCAGCUCCCUGCACGAGGACGAAGGGAACUUCCGCCAGUCUUACCGGCAGACGCGGAGAAAACCGCCCCGUGGCCCGGGGGAGCUGGAGGAGGACCCCGAGUAUUGGACGGGCGUCGUGGGGGGUCCUGGCAGGGCCCCCUCGGGCUCCGAUUACAGCCGGGAUGAGAGGGAGAGUUUCAGGCACAGCCAACAGAGGUCCAAGUCGGAGAUGCUGUCCCGCAAGAACUUCGCCCCGGGAGUCCCGGCCGUCUCCAUGGACGAGUUGGCGGCCUUCGCGGAGUCCUACAGCCAGGGGUCCCGCCGGGGAGGGGGCGGCGGCCAGGACCCCCGCGGGGGCGGCCGGUUCGAGCGGUCGGAGUCCCGGGGGCCCGUGCCGUGCCAGGACGGCUCCCUGGAGGGCUACUACAGCCAGAGGAGCCGGAGCCGAGAACCCCUGACGGACCCGGCCCGCGGCUGGGCCUACAGCCCGCCCCGGAAGCGGACCGACGAGGACCAGCGCCUGCCCCGGCUCGUCAGCCGGACCCCGGGGGCCGGGCAGAUGUACGACCCCGCGUACCUGAGCGGGGUCCCAGAGAGGAAGGGCCGGCCCGAAGGCGGGAGUCUCGAGACGGCCUCCAGGCUCGGCUCGAGGCCCAGCCGGAGAGGGACCGGCUACUACGGCUGGUCGCCGCCGGGCACCUACAAGGCCGGGAGCCGGCAGCCGUCCCCCCCACGGCGGGGCGAGGAGGAGGAAGAGGAGGAGGGAGAGGUGGAGGAGGAAGAGGAGGAUGCCCUGCCCCCGUACAGCGAGCGGGAGCUGAGCCGCGGGCCUUCCUACCGGGCCCGAGACCCGCCGUCCUUCCGCAGCAACUCGGAGAAGAGGAGGAAAAAGGAGGUGCCCAGGAAAACUAACGAAUUCCCCACCAGGAUGUCCCUUGUGGUGUGACGUUCGUUUCCGAGACGACGGCUCCUCGGUGGAGGUGGACGGAGGGGGGGACCCUGAGCGAGAUUGGCCGACGUGGGACGGGUGGCGGAAACCCCGGAGGAUGCCGGUUCCGUUCCCUCAGACCCAUCGGAUGAACCACAAACAAAUCGGGAAAUCCAGAGAGGGGGUGGUCCCCUCAGCCCCCUGCCCCCAGAGAGAAAAACGCCACCUUCCUUUGCCGCAAUCUUUAUCCUCCACUGAGUCUACCUCCCGCCUCCCAGGACUUCCUCUGUCCUCCCCUUCUCUCCCCAAAUCCUCUUUGGCUCAUGGGGUUUGGGAGUAUAUCACCAAGUACAGCAGUCCUUUUCCUCCCGAUUAGCAGGUUUUCUGCUAGCGGGUCCAGAUGACCUGAAGCCCGUGCCCUCCUCUCUCCCAUCCCCUUCCCGUUUCGCCAACAUCGGGAAGUUAAAAUCCAUAACCCGGGCUGAUAGCCUGAGGGGUGUACCGCGGUUCUCGGUGGCUACACCUGACCGAGGGAGCGGUGGUAAUUCUACUCCCUGCAUUUUGUUCUGAUCUCCCACUCGUGUUGUAGCUGGUACGAAAUGCCAGGGAGACGAGCCUUUUGGAAAAUCAUCAGCGCUCAGUCCAGUGCCUGGCACAUAGUGAGUGCUUAAUGAAUACCAUUAAAAAGUCACCCCCGAAGGGGAUAAAGAUUCCUAUAUUCCGCCUAAUCGCGUGACCUACAACCAGCUGGGCCUUGACAGCCCAAGGGUCAGGGUGGCCUGAGUUUCCCUGGUUUGACAUCGCAAGCAGAACCCCAUUGUCACCAGUUUUCUGGCUGGGAUCUCAUCGGGCAACUAGGCAUAACCUCAGGCAACUAAGGAGGAAAGAAGGGAUGCUGGGAGGGAGGAAGGGAAAUGAGGGUGGGCAAGAGAGACCAAAUGGGAUGAGAAGCUGGGAGAAAAACUUCAACGCUGCUUCCCUCCGACACCAAGUGACCGCAUUCUCCAUUCUCCUUUUCUGCAUGUGUGUUCGUGUUCCUUCUCGCUUUUCUGCUCAAGUCCGGGACGAUAGGGCCGGGCGCACACGGAAGCAGCGGUCCCGGUGGGUCUCGGGAAAAAGGGAUUUCUCUUUCUCCCCCCGUUAUUUGAACAAUCACGUCUGUGUAAGAUUCGCGCCUGGUCCUCUCUCUGCCUACCUUCCUGGAGUCCCAUUGAGAUGGCUCCACCCUUAACCACGACAGUCAACCCGAGACCCCAAACUCUCUACCAGCCCCGCUCACCCACCGCCUGCAUCGUUCCAUCAUACGUCCUGCUCACCCGUGGAAGUCGUCCACAGCGUCGGACCUCCUGUGGCUUCAGGAGGGCUUCUCGGAUGAGGCGUUGGAAGGCAACACAGCCCUGAAAUGCCCCCCUCUCCCACUUCCGCGGGGCCCCGGUUGCCCAAAAUUUACUGGGUCUGUUGGCAGCUGGAAAGGUGGUGGUCAAAGUGGUGGGAGCUGCCUGCUGCUCUUCAUACUCUGAAGUGAUCCAGUCCUACCGCCGCAAAAUUUCAGGUCAUGGUUCGCCUCUUCCGGCUUCAGCAUCUCCGUCGUUUCCCCUCAGAGUCCCGGUACUCAGAAGUCGCCGGUUCAGGGGAACCUCCCAUCAUCACGAAGCCACCAGCCCAGUUGCCUUCAGAGUGACGCUUCCCAGCCUUCCACGUCAUGUGGUCGGAUGUCAAGGGGAUUCCACCGCUCGGAGUUUUGAGCAGGGAAGAGGAGGUGAACACGGGCCACCCCCUCCCCACCGGCCCUUCCUGGAGAAGUGGAAUGGCUCCAGACUGCAGUUCCAAAGCUCUGAGAAAUCCAGGGAAGGGCUCGACUUCUCCAUUUCUCAAGCUUCGUCUCCGCUCACGGCUCUCGUGGCCUCCGAGAGGCCGCCUGGGAAAGAAGACAAGUAUCUUUUCUCUGACUCCUCCUGUGGAAGCGGGCAAUUUGACCGUCAUAUUAUCUCUUCCAACUGAGCACUGUGUCAGCCUUCUCACCAUCUCCGAGGUCCUCUUACCAGCUGCGGAGACCAGAAAUAUCGCUAUUAUUAGAAGGUGGUGUUCGAGACGCUGACAGAGACCAAGGGAGAGAAUUAAUAUCUUCUUGGAAACCUUCGUUCGUCUCCUAGAGUGUUUUUGAAGACAAUCUCAGGUUUAUGAAACAACAAGGGGAAGCAGAAUACACUCUGUCCACACUCUCCUGCUGGACUACAUCAAUAAUCCAAUUUUUCCAGCCCCAUCGCCCGAGAGAGAAAGCAAUAUUCAACAGGGGGGUUUCUGCCAUGGGGACCGCUGGAGGAAAACGGGGGUAAGGGAAAGGUGUUUUCCUGACCAGGGUACAGUGAGUGGCCAGUCAAUCCAUCAGUGGUAUCUACUGAGCGCUUACUGUGUGUAGAGAACUGUACUAAGCGCUUAAGAGAGUACCAUACAACAGAGUUGGUUGACACGUCCCCUGCCUACAAAGAGCUCACAGUCUAGAGGAGACCGACAUAAAUAUAAAUAAAUGAUUUGUAGAUGUGUACAUAAAUGAGAUGGGGCAGAAUGGGGGGUGAAAUCCCUCAAGUACUUUGCUGGGAAUAAAAAAUGGCGGGUGACCAAAUGGCUGUUGGUCAGUAUGUCAAUCCGUAGCAUUUACUGAGUUGCUACCACAUGAGGAGCACUGUAUUAAGUGCUUGGGACAGGACAAUAGAGGAGAAAAAGAUAAUUUUUCUCCUCAAGGAGUUGGCAAUCUCCUGGAGGAGACGGACAACAAAUAACUUGUAUCUACCCAAGCGCUUAGGACAACGUUUGACUCAUAGCAAGUGCUUAACAAAUACCAGGACAAGAAGAAGAAGAAGAAGAAAAGAAUGGGAAGACGGCUAAGUGAACAAGCAUUUAAAUAGAGUAUGUUGAUAGAUAGGGAAAUUGUGUUACGAGGAAUGGUGAGAAUGGGAAACGGGGCAUGAAGCGGAGAAAAUUAAAGUUUUUAUGGUA